Messenger RNA from Vigna unguiculata (cowpea), 2878 nucleotides. RefSeq lists its product as uncharacterized. NCBI's taxonomy places the organism in Eukaryota, Viridiplantae, Streptophyta, Magnoliopsida, Fabales, Fabaceae. Gene Ontology annotation, biological process: proteolysis; protein desumoylation. The record is from RefSeq and is a predicted model, not a curated record. Gene Ontology annotation, molecular function: deSUMOylase activity. Gene Ontology annotation, cellular component: nucleus.
CUCGGGGGUGGGCGUCCGAUGGUAGCUUCACGAGUGGGAGCGGUCACUUUUCUCUCGCUCGCGGUCGCGGUCGUCCUUGUCUCGUCUUCGUUAUCUUUCUCUGUCCGGAGUUCAGUCACGGUCACGUUCACGCUCACGGUCCGUCAUAGUGUAGAGAGGAGGUUGAGGUUCGUUGUUGGCUCUGGCAAAACCUGAACGGUGAUCGUGGCCAGUUUAUGGUCGGAUGCGUAACAGAAGUUUAUGGCAGACGCCAAUUGUUACGACAAAAAACUUACUGUUGUUACCAAAACAAAAAGGAUAAUGAUAUUCCAACAAAAUUUUUUGACAAGGAUUUGACACAGCUGACGUGGCAGGGGUUUUUUUAAUUUUUAAAAACUGAAAAUGUAUCUUCGCACGUGCAGCCAAGAGAGAAACAACGCUUAUGUUAAAUGUCCUUUAGAGAGAGAAAGUUAAGAGAAAAAGGGGGGGAAUUGAGGCGGUCUGUUGUGCAGUUUGAGAGUGAAGAGAGAGAAGGUCGAAAGUGAGGCAGCGGCAACCAUUUCGCCGGUGAGAAAGUGGAGGGUCGUUGUCGAAGAAAUUGGAUACCGUCCCUACCAUCCAGAAGACGUCAUUUUUGAAGUGGGUAGUGUAUUUGGAAUUCUUAAUCGACGCUGCUUGGUCGGCGACAGCCGUGUGGUGGUCGUUUGUGUUGCAUUGUUGUUUGAGGGUUAGUGAAAGAUCCUUUGUCCAUGAAAACGUAUUGGCCGGAGUAGUUUGUCAUCACAAAGUUAUGGCUGGUGAAUGUGGAUUGAAUGAGAAGGCUCGAUUGCGUACUUUUUGUCAGACAAAGUGGAUUGGCCAAAUGAAUGGGAUAAUCUUAGAUAGGCAUCGCGAAAGGAUUCAGGGUACACCAUUCAAAUGGUGUUUGGACAUGCAAGAACCAUUAAAGAUAUGUAACCCUCUUUUGCUUGAGUUAUUGAAGCGUUGACUACCUGCUCAGGAAUCUUUUCGUGUCAUGCAACGGUCAAUCCCGUUUACUUGUGCGGACAUUUGCAUGUCUUUAGAAUUGUCUGUUGUUGGGUUAGAUGUAGAUUUUGAUAAAACUGUUUGUGGGGUAGUGGGUGGACUUUUGCAAGACAAAAUAGUAACUGUUAAAACCAUUAUUGAAAUAAUUCAGAGUUUGGUAGGUAGUGAUUCUAAUGAAGUUGAUAACGUUUGUCGUUUGUACAUAUUUGUUUGUUUUGUUGUGUUUUACUUUCCUAGAAAUUCAAAAACAAUUAGUAACAUACCUUGUAGUGUUUUAGAUGAUAUAGAUGGGCUGUCCAAUUACAAUUGGGGUAAGACAGUUCAUAGUUUUUUAGUUAAAAGUUUAAGUCGGGCGUUUCUGGCACUUGGGCAGGCAGAGCUUUGCUUAAGUGGUGCAUCACCAGUUUUGCAGAUUUGGGCUGUAGAAAGACUUUCAUUGGGUGGCCCAGAAUUGCAGUUAAUUUUUCCGAGAAUAUUGGCGUGGCCGGAAGUUCACUUCAAGUCAAGACGGAUUGAGAAGUUGUUCCAGAAGAGCAAAAUAUGUUUGGAAUGAAGGCUAAGAGAAGAAGACAAGCAAAAUAUUAUGAUUCGUGAAGCGUUGCAACUUGGUGACGAAGCAAAGUUUGAAAAAUCGCAUGUGGAUAUAAAGUUGGCUUCGACAAAAGUUCUGCUGCAGAGGCUGAGAACCCAUAGAACACGGCUACGGAUGAUGAAGGACGAAAUGACUUUGAUGCGCGAAGAGAUAUCAUUGCGAUGUCAUGGUGGAAUUGACAAGGGUGUGCAACAUGGGGAGGGCAACGACAGUUAUGAGGUGGAGGUGGAGGUUGGAGAGCGUGACACUGAUGAACAACUUCCUGCUGAUGAUGGAAAUGUCGUUGAAGGAAGUAGUCGUGUUGAUGUGGGGAAAGGCCUUGAUGUCAACCGUGCAUCCCAUGGAGGCAUUUUUGGUGAAGUUGAACCGCUUCAAGCCAUAGUUCCCUAUGUUCCACAACAGCCACGAAUGACUCAAUUUAAAGUUGAUUACAUGAAGUUGUAUAGCAGUAUAACGGUUUUUGGUGUACCAAACAGGGUGGUUUGCAACAUCAAUGGUCAAAUUCUAGGUACGAAUGAGUGUUGGGGUUUUGGUCCUGGAAAGAAGGUGGACAAUAUGACGCAUGUACUGACUGACUCACGGAGGAUGAUUGUUAAGAGACGUCAAUGGACAUUGAGAGACUACGGUGCCUACUUUCGUGCAGGACUGAUUGUGUUAGAUGACAUUUUGUCUGCUGAUUUUUUGUUUGCUCCAAUUGUGAAUGACGAUCAUUGGUGGUGUUAUGUCGUCAAUUGUAAAGAGAAGAAGUUGUACGUGCUUGAUUCGAUAGGCCACUCCAACAAAAGUCGUAGAAAAAUAGACAACGCAGUUGCUCAUAAUAUGGGAUUACUUUUUGGGAUGUUGAUGAAGUGUUCGGAACAUGACUGCCCAAAAUUUGAAGUUCACUGCGACAUAACUCCCAUUCAACCGAACUUAUACGAUUGUGGCAUUAUUGUUCUUCAAAUGAUGGAGUUGUGGGAUGGUCAGAAGCAAUUUGAUGGCAAUAGCAUGCCUAAUUACACUAAUGAACAACUUCAACUGAUUAGACAGCAAUACAUUUGGCGUUGGAUCCUAGAUGUUGACAAUAUCUACAGGCAAGAAGUCCUACAGUACUACAACGCGCUUUUAUAGAACAUAGGUGUGCAUUGAAAAGGAUGGGUGGUAUAAUGUACGCUAUGAACUUUUUUAACAUUUUUUGGGAAGGCCAUUAACUUGUUGUACAAAUCAACUUGUAGAGUUAAUGACAACACAAUCCUACCUUGUUGAUUGAUAGUUGUAUAGUUGUUUUAAAACAUUAAGGUC